Molecule: messenger RNA, 795 nt
Organism: Trematomus bernacchii (emerald rockcod)
Lineage: Eukaryota; Metazoa; Chordata; Actinopteri; Perciformes; Nototheniidae
Gene: tafa4b
Product: TAFA chemokine like family member 4b
Exons: 5
Coding region: 98-505 (135 amino acids)
Molecular function (GO): receptor ligand activity
Source: RefSeq, a predicted model, not a curated record
AGGAGGAAGAGGGCUGAUGUGUGAAUGAAUGCUACCAUGGCCUGUAGAUCCUGUCCAUAGAGGAGCUACUUAGUGGAAGAGAGAGACAACCAACAGGAUGAAAGUGUGGAGGAGGUCAGCUUGGCCUGUGCAGGUGGCCUUCCUCGUUGCCUUGGUGAUGCUCUGCGUUGACCCAGUGUCCGCCGGCAGCCGUAACCAUCGGGGACAGACAGUCUCAUACCAGGUGAAGCAGGGGACGUGUGAGGUGGUGGCCCUCCAUCGCUGCUGUAAUAAGAAUAAGAUUGAGGAGCGCUCUCAAACCGUCAAGUGUUCCUGUUUCCCCGGACAGGUCGCCGGCACCACCAGAGCCAGACCCUCCUGUGUGGAAGCCUCCAUUGUGGCCCAGAAGUGGUGGUGCCAGAUGCAUCCCUGUAUGGACGGAGAGGAGUGUAAAGUCCUGCCUGACCUGACCGGCUGGUCCUGCAGCACCGGCAACAAAGUCAAAACCACCAAGGUCACACGAUAGCAAGAGAGCCGCAGAGCCACGAGGAAACCUGAAACUCUCCAUGUGGAAAGGAUGGAUGACUCACACACAUUUACUGUACGAUGGGGAACAUAUCAAGGAAAGGACAACUGUCAGACCAUCCAUCACAUAACAAUGGGAUAAAAUGUACUCAUCACAAACAAUGUACACAUGGAGCCACACACAGCAGUAUGCUGCUUGUCGAGACCAAUGGACUACAAUCAUGGACACCCAGGGUAAAUCUGGACACAAAUGGACUCUUAUUUUCCAGUAAUGGACAAAAUGUGGACUGA